Molecule: messenger RNA, 810 nt
Organism: Melampsora larici-populina 98AG31
Lineage: Eukaryota; Fungi; Basidiomycota; Pucciniomycetes; Pucciniales; Melampsoraceae
Exons: 3
Coding region: 1-810 (269 amino acids)
Biological process (GO): vesicle transport along actin filament; actin filament organization
Cellular component (GO): myosin complex; cytoplasm; vesicle
Molecular function (GO): microfilament motor activity; ATP binding; actin filament binding
Source: RefSeq, a predicted model, not a curated record
AUGUCACAAAUCGACAGAGGUCGCAGUCUUCGAAAAAUGUAUUCGAGUCAUGAUCUAGUUGGCGAUACAGCUACAUCCCCCCCUUUAUCAUCAACGAAGGCUUCAGCAAUGACAUCGACAGCUAAAAAACCGGGUCAAGUGAUGGCUGAUGCUGCUGCUACGGCUGAAUUCAACGAAAAACGAUGGGUCUGGCUACCUGAUGAUAAGAAGGGUUAUGUCGCAGGAUGGAUCGUCAAAGAACUCACCUCAUCCGAUUCUAAUGAUGAACCAAGUACAGAGUCUAUCUCACCUACUGACGCGAUGGUCGAAGUAAGAUGUGUGGAUGACAAGACUCGAACAAUCAAAUUUGACUCACUUGAAAAGAUGAAUCCACCGAAAUUUGACAAAGUCGAAGAUAUCGCUGAUCUCACCUUUUUGAAUGAACCCAGUGUGGUUCACAAUCUACGACAAAGAUAUGAAUCCAAAAUGAUUUAUACAUACUCGGGUUUGUUUUUAGUUGCCAUCAAUCCAUACCACCCUUUACCUAUUUAUACACCUCAAGUUAUCUCUCAAUACAAGAACAAACGACGCGAAGAAAACCCUCCACACGUCUAUGCUGUCGCCGAACGAUCAUGGCAGAAUAUGCUAGGGGAACGCGAGAAUCAAUCUAUCUUAAUCACGGGAGAAUCUGGAGCAGGAAAGACGGAGAAUACUAAACGUGUCAUCUCAUACCUCACUGCGAUCGCUAGUACUCAGAAAUUUCCUACUUCUGGAAGUGAUCAGAUCGGGCUCCAACAAGUAGUGUUAUUGAAUUGGUCGGAAAACGGCUAG